Molecule: messenger RNA, 4516 nt
Organism: Ahaetulla prasina
Lineage: Eukaryota; Metazoa; Chordata; Lepidosauria; Squamata; Colubridae
Gene: GAK
Product: cyclin G associated kinase
Exons: 28
Coding region: 179-4162 (1327 amino acids)
Biological process (GO): regulation of clathrin-dependent endocytosis; protein phosphorylation; positive regulation of Notch signaling pathway
Cellular component (GO): cytoplasm
Molecular function (GO): ATP binding; AP-2 adaptor complex binding; protein serine/threonine kinase activity
Source: RefSeq, a predicted model, not a curated record
CUGACGAACAACGUUGGCGGAAGUGGGUUCGGUGCGGACUGGAGGAGCGGGCGAGUACGGCGGGCUCAGCAAGGGUAUAAUUGGCGGCGUCAGGCGGAACCGGCCGCGUUCGGCCGGCGCUCUCCCACCCACCUCCCGCCGGGCGUUCGACCCCCCAUCAGUCCCGGCUUGAGCCGCCAUGUCGCUGUUGCAGUCGGCGUUGGAGUUCUUGGCCGGGCCCGGCUCUUUAGGAGCCGCCAGCCGGGAUCAAAACGAUUUCGUGGGGCAGGUGGUGGAGAUGGGCGACAUGAAGCUGCGGAUCAAGAAGGUCAUCGCCGAAGGUGGCUUCGCUUUUGUAUACGAAGCUCAGGAUCUUGGAAGUGGGAAGGAUUAUGCUUUAAAGAGAUUAUUGUCCAAUGAAGAGGAAAAGAACAAAGCUAUCAUUCAAGAAGUCUGCUUCAUGAAAAAACUAUCUGGACACCCAAACAUUGUCCAGUUCUGUUCUGCUGCCUCCAUUGGAAAAGAAGAAUCGGAUACUGGGCAAGGAGAGUUUCUUCUGCUCACAGAACUUUGUAAAGGGCAGCUGGUGGAAUUUUUAAAGAAAGUGGAAUCUAAAGGCCCCCUUUCGUGUGAUACAGUUUUGAAGAUAUUUUAUCAGACUUGCCGUGCUGUGCAACAUAUGCACAAACAGAAGCCCCCUAUUAUCCACAGAGAUUUAAAGAUUGAAAAUACUCUGAUAAGUAAUCAAGGAACAAUUAAAUUGUGUGAUUUUGGUAGUGCAACAGUUGUGACACAUUAUCCUGAUUAUAGCUGGUCUGCACAAAGACGGGCAACUGUUGAAGAUGAGGUCACAAGGAACACUACGCCAAUGUAUAGAACUCCUGAAAUUAUAGAUCUGUAUUCAAACUUCCCAAUUGACGAAAAGCAAGAUAUCUGGGCCUUGGGUUGCAUCCUCUACUUGUUGUGCUUUAGACAACACCCAUUUGAAGAUGGAGCUAAGCUUCGAAUAGUCAAUGGAAAAUACUCCAUCCCACAGAAUGACACAAAAUAUACUGUGUUUCAUGAUCUUAUACGUUCUGCUUUGAGGGUGAACCCAGAAGAGAGGCUAUCCAUCACUGAGCUUGUCAAUCAGCUGCAGGAGAUUGCAGCUGCUAGAAAUGUGAAUCCAAAGUCCCCUAUCACAGAGCUUCUUGAACAAAAUGGGGGCUACGGGAAUUAUGCUCAGCCUAAGACAUCUUUAGCCUUGGUGCCACAGAACUCAAAACCUGCUGGUCAGCUUAACAAUAUAUAUAAUGCAGGGCUGAUAGUGGCAGAAUGUGACCAGUCUGCUGGUGGGUUUUUUGAUAUCCUUCGAGGUGGGACCGAAAGAUUUUUCACAAAUAUCAAAGAUACAUCUUCGAAAGUUAUUCAGUCUGUAGCCAAUUACGCAAAAGGAGAUUUGGAUAUAUCAUACAUUACAUCCAGAAUUGCUGUGAUGUCAUUUCCAGCGGAAGGUGUUGAGUCUGCUAUAAAAAAUAACAUUGAAGAUGUGCGGCUGUUUCUGGACUCAAAACAUCCCGGACGCUAUGCUGUCUACAAUCUGUCUCCGAGAUCAUAUCGGCCUUCCAGAUUUCACAAUAGGGUAUCUGAAUGUGGUUGGCCGACAAGGCGUACGCCAAACCUUCAAAACCUUUAUAGCAUCUGUAAGAACAUGCAUUCAUGGCUGAAGCAAGAUCCCAAGAAUGUUUGCAUUGUGCACUGCCUUGACGGAAGAGCAGCAUCUGCAGUCGUAGUCUGUUCUUUCUUAUGUUUCUGUCGCCUCUUCACCACAGCUGAAGCUGCUGUUUAUAUGUUUAGUAUGAAACGUUGUCCUCCCGGCAUUUGGCCAUCGCAUAAGAGAUAUAUUGAAUAUAUGUGUGACAUGAUGGCGGAUGAGCCCAUUAUUCCUCACAGCAAGCCAAUCCUUAUAAAGUCAAUCAUCAUGACUCCAGUUCCUCUCUUCAGCAAGCAGCGCAAUGGCUGUAGGCCUUUCUGUGAAGUUUAUGUUGGAGAUGAAAGAAUAACCACUACCUCACAAGAAUAUGAUAAAAUGAAGGAUUUCAAAAUGGAAGAUGGGAAAGCAGUCAUCCCAUUAGGCGUCACCGUCCAAGGAGAUGUCCUCAUUGUGAUAUAUCAUGCCAGAUCCACUUUAGGUGGCAGACUCCAAGCCAAGAUGGCAUCAAUGAAGAUGUUCCAGAUCCAGUUUCAUACAGGAUUUGUACCUCGCAAUGCCACUACUGUCAAAUUUGCAAAAUACGAUCUGGAUGCCUGUGAUAUUCAAGAGAAGUAUCCUGACUUGUUUCAAGUGAACCUAGAAGUAGAAGUAGAGCCACGAAAUAAGCCCAUCAUGGAACGCGCUCCCUGGGAUAACUUGAACAUCAAAGGUCUAAAUCCCAAGAUCCUUUUUUCCAGCCGCGAAGAACAGCAAGAGAUUUUAUCGAAAUUUGGUAAGCCUGAACUGCCUAGGCAGCCGGGAUCAACUGCCCAAUACGAAGCAGAAGCCUCAACAUCAGAAGCCUCUUCUGAAGGUCCACCUGUGGAGCCAGACUCUCCAGAGAGUGGCAGUGCGGAGGCAAACUUCUUUCAUACACUCGACUGGCAAGAAGGAAAUCAAUCUGAAGCUGCUCCUGAAGGUUCCUUUUCUCAAGAGAGUCUUGAUCACAUUGAGGAAGAGAAGGAGAAUGAACCUUCCAAUGAGGAAUUCUCCGCAUUCCCCGAUGACGUUAGACUUUCUGAGGAUAGAGAGAUGCACCUCCUGGAACAGAAAGAUGGCAAGCCCUUUUUUGAAGCUGGCUUUGAUAUACCAACUGCUCAGUCAGAAGAGGCUCCUGAAGAAGACAGCAUUGACUUGCUUGGGCUGGAUUCAGACGCUGCUCCUGAACUGCUCCAACCUCCGACGGAGAUGAGGAGUUCUUCCAGCAAUGCCGACUUGCUGAAUGGACUCUUUGUUGGUAGCACUCCAGAAAUUUCAGAAGAUUCAACUGCAGACCUCCUGGGUGGAGGAGCAGACUUCUUUUUUGGUGGCCAGCCCCAGGCCUCAGCAAAUUCCCAGAGCAACAGUUCCUCAGCAACAGCCGCUACCUCUUCUACAGCUGACCAGUUUGACCCAUUCACAGUCAAUGCAGAAAGUCCAACUCUUACCGGUCCUGAUCUCUUUGGUGACUUUCUUAGUUCAAAUGCACCAACUGUACCUGCUAUGUUUCCUUCCACACACAGUGCACCGCCUCCUUCCUCUAGCACAGACUUCCUUAAUUUGGGCAAUUUGGCCCCAGAACCACCUAAAAUAACUUCCUCAGCAAGCCAGCCAGACCUUUUAGGUGGCUGGGAUUCUUGGACUGACAGCACUGUCCCAACAGCGCCUAAGAAAUCAACUUUGGAAGGCCCAGCUUUCACAUCAGGAGGGCCAGCGAGUGGCUCCUUGGGUCAUUCCUCCAAUCAAGCAAAAUCACAGAAUCUGGACCCUUUUGCUGACCUUGCAAACUUGAGAAGUGGCCUUCCAGGAACAUCUAGUGGAGGAUUCUCAGCUGGCAGUUUUGCGCCCAAGUCAGCUCAAAAAUCAGCGGGGACUCAGUGGCAAACAAGCAAGCCACAAACCACCAGCACUUCAUGGCAACCUUCACCCCAGCCCAAACCUCCGGAACAAGCCAAGUUGGGCACACAACCCAAACCCAACUACACUGUGAAUUUUAGUGUAAUCGGAGGGCGGGAGGAGAGAGGUAUCCGAGCCCCUGGCUUUGGACACAAACCCAAAGUUUCAGAAAAUGAUUUUGAAGACCUUUUGUCAAAUCAAGGCUUUUCAGCAAAGUAUGACAAAAAAGGACCCAGAACCAUUGCUGAGAUGAGAAAGCAAGAACUAUCUAAAGAUAUGGACCCUCUAAAAUUAAAGCUUCUAGAUUGGAUUGAUGGAAAAGAGAGGAAUAUAAGAGCUUUAUUAUCUACUCUUCACACUGUGCUUUGGGAAGGUGAAACCAAAUGGAAGCCAGUUGGGAUGGCAGACCUGGUUACCCCUGACCAGGUCAAAAAGUACUAUAGAAAAGCAGUGCUUGUCGUUCAUCCAGAUAAGGCUACAGGGCAGCCCUAUGAGCAGUAUGCCAAAAUGAUCUUCAUGGAGCUGAACGAUGCGUGGUCAGAAUUUGAAAACCAAGGCUCGAAAUCCCUUUUUUAACAGAAAGUCCCUCUUGCAAGGGAAUUGAUUUCAAAAUGCAUUGGCAGCAGAAUUGAAUCUCCAGUGCUGUAGUGUAACCUCCUUAGUUGGAGGAGGGAGGCGAAACAACUUUCCCUGUUCUUGCAUAAUUUAAAACUGUACACACAGCCACACAGUGUGUAUUGUAGGAGAUAAAAUGUGAAACUUCGCAAAGAUGGCAUUCCCAUCAGUGCUGGGAAGUUUGUGUGGUGGAAAUGGCAAGUUUCAGGCUAUGUUAGAGAAGGUUGAAUGCACCAGUAAUUCUAAUAAUGGCUGCUGGCGUGAGCAAAAUUUUGCUAGUGGGAACAUCAUCUGUUUUGAAUCUCGAUUUUUUUU